AUGACGCAAGACCCCGCCAGCCUCGACGACCGUCCAACAUCUCCAAGCAUACCCCUCGCUCUACACAACUACAUUCCUUCCCCGAUCCAGCCAAGCUCCAAAACCUCCGAGCGCCUGCACCAGCAAUGCAUCGACCUCCUCGUCGGAGUCGACGAGCUACAGAGCCUUCUCAAGUCCACCCUGCGCAAUCCGCAGCUCGUGGAGGUGCGCCAGUUCCGGUCCAACGUGACCUCAGAGCUGAAGAUGCUGCAGAAAUUGGAGCAGCGCUUUCAGAGUAACGCUAGCACCGGUACCGGCACCGGCACCAGCACCAGCGAAACAAAGGCUCAGAGCCAGAGUCAUAGCCAGGAUAACGAUAGCGACGAGGACGAGAAUGCCGCACAAGAGGAUGAUUCGGUUGAAAUGCGACUGAUGCAUGCGCUGCGGUCGUCGAAUUUACCAUUCUACCAAGCUGUGUGGGAUAUUGCGAGGGGUUCGUGCUACGGGCUUCUUGCGCUUGGGAAGCGAUUCUAUUGGGAUGGACACGCGAAGGGCUUUGAGAAAGAGAAGAGUGCGCCAAAGACUGCUGGGAAAAAGGGUGGCGGGGAGAAACAACCUAACAAGGAUAAACGCAAAAGUGUCUUUGUGGAUAUUGUGGCAGACGAUGGGGAGGAAUGGGUGAAAGUUUCGACCAUGUCGGAAAGUAGAUUACUGUUCGAGAUGGCUAAGAAAGGGUGGGAGCGGGACUCGGAGGACGAGUGUAUGUCCGAUGAGGGGAGUGAUGGGCCUCGACGACGGACGGUGCUACGGAACUUUGAUGGUUCGGACUACGAGGAGGACGAUGAUGAGGACGAGCUGGAGCUCAUCAAGUUGGCCCGGGAUCUGAGAAAAGCCGCUGAUGCUACACGGUUGCGGUAUACACACCCACGACUACGAGUGGUACUGCCUAAAAUCAGGGAAGGAAAUGUUCCUGAAAUUGAUGGUAUUCUCCGCGAGAUGCGCAGCUAUGGCGUGAAGGUCGAAUGCCAGGAGACACUAGCCAGAGCUGCAGAUUCCAAAAAGCCCGAGCUGAAAUGCCUGCUACCUCGGCCUUUUAAGCGCUUCACUCCCAUCUUGAAUGUGGAUUGCACCCUCCUACUCGCCCUAGUGUCUGACCUGUCCCAUGCCAAGGAGAUCGUUCCAUCGCCCAGCUUUCAUAGAGCUAUUCUUCGGCAGAUUGAGAUUGAGAAGCAGCAGCCACUGCUCCAAGCUGAGCUCUGGCCCGCCAUGGGUGAUCAUGAGCUGGUGUGUACAGACGAGGCGGCAACUCGCAUGCGGGAAAUUGUGCAACUCAUAGGCACUGAUACCGAGAAAGAAAGGACGAAGAUUAUGAUGGGUGAUCCUCCAUACGAUCAAAUGGACCGACAAUCUGCCCUUCAAAAGUUCCAGGAGUUGUCGGACUGGCAGGUGCCAGCACACUGGAAAAUACCCAUCAAGGUCGUCGACGCGCAACCAGCUAUCACCACGGCAAAAUCGGAGGGAAAACUGCCUGCAGUGGCCGAUCGAGUUGCCGAAGGGUUAUCAGAUAUCAACCACAGCGUAUUCAUGUAUGGAUGGGUGACGGGAAUGACGACCAUUUCCAGCAAUCGCACAAUUGAUAAGCAGAUCGAAACGACAAUCGAGAACAACCGAGGCACUGAUGAAGACCUCGAGGGGCCCAUGGUCUGGAUCUGUGACACAGCCCGAAGUUUGGCAGGCAAAGAAAAAGACCGCAAAGCAUAA
Penicillium daleae is the source of this 1740-nucleotide messenger RNA. RefSeq lists its product as uncharacterized. The coding region runs from base 1 to 1740 and encodes 579 amino acids. The transcript has a single exon. The record is from RefSeq and is a predicted model, not a curated record. Lineage: Eukaryota; Fungi; Ascomycota; Eurotiomycetes; Eurotiales; Aspergillaceae.